Messenger RNA from Penicillium maclennaniae, 2247 nucleotides. RefSeq lists its product as uncharacterized. The record is from RefSeq and is a predicted model, not a curated record. Gene Ontology annotation, biological process: transmembrane transport. Lineage: Eukaryota; Fungi; Ascomycota; Eurotiomycetes; Eurotiales; Aspergillaceae. The transcript is spliced from 6 exons. The coding region runs from base 1 to 2247 and encodes 748 amino acids. Gene Ontology annotation, molecular function: oligopeptide transmembrane transporter activity.
AUGGAUAACGAAGAGGAAAAGCAUCACCAGCAUCCUUGGUCCCCAAACAUCCCAUUGGAUCAAAUCAGUGAUGAAACAAUCAUCCUUCGCGACCGGGAAGCCGAAGAAAUCCUGCCAUACGAUGCAGACGAUUCGCCAUUCCCUGAAGUUCGCGCGGUCAUUCAGCCGGUCGAUGAUCUAUCCCUUCCGGUCAAUUCCGUCCGUAUGUGGACCAUUGGCCUGGUGUUUGCUAUUGUCGGGAGUGGUCUCAACCAAUUCUUCAGCCUACGGCAACCUAGUGUGACGAUCAGUGCUCUAGUAGCACAAUUACUGGCCUUUCCUUUGGGGUGCGCCUGGGCGAAGUGGAUGCCCAUCGGCGCCCUGAACCCAGACCGACACUUUAAUAUAAAGGAGCAUGGAUUGAUAACCAUCAUGGCCAAUGUCUCUAUUGGCUCGGCACAAGCAACGCAGAUCAUCGAGGCGGUUGUCAAGUUCUAUGACAUGCCAUCCCAUGGCGGAUUCGAGAUACUCCUAUGCAUAACCACUCAGCUUUUCGGAUUCGGACUCGCCGGCUUAGCUUCCCGCUGGCUUGUCAGUCCGGCGUCGAUGCUAUGGCCGCAGGUUCUAUCAAAUGCAGCCCUUCUGACCACCCUACACUCUCGAGAAAAUCCCGUUGCCGAUGGCUGGACGAUCACUCGAUUACGCUUCUUUCUCGUCGUGUUUCUUGUGGGCGCUGUCUGGUAUUUUGCCCCCGGAUAUCUCUUCACCGGCCUCAGUACCUUUAGUUUUAUCUGCUGGAUUGCCCCAUCUAACGUGGUCGUGAACCAGUUAUUUGGCCAAAUAACGGGACUGGGGAUGUCAGUCUUGACUUUUGACUGGUCCCAAGUCGUUUACGCCAAUCAAAGUCCCCUUUUGGUCCCAUUUUGGGCUGGUCUCAAUGUCAUGGGGUCGUUCGCCUUGUUUUUCUGGUUUAUUUGCCCCAUUAUCUACUACACUAACACGUGGGAUUCGGCCUACCUGCCACUGCUGAACUCGAAUACCUUCGACAACACUGGUAGCAACUACGAUACCGAUCGCAUCAUGAACACCGACGGCACUGUAAACCAGACAGCCUACAGGGAGUACUCUCCUAUUUUCUUGCCGGCCGGGUACGCGCUCACGUUUGGGGUUGCUUUCGCCAAUCUCACGGGAAUCUUUAUUCACAUUGGACUAUAUCACGGCCGCGACUUGUGGCGGCAGUGGAAUGGAACGAGCAAGCAAGACGUUCACGCUCGCCUCAUGGCUGUCUAUCAGAAUGUGCCUUGGUGGUGGUUUAUAGUCGUCACUUUGUUAACCUUCGUGCUCAGCAUUGUCACUAAUGAGGUUUGGCAGACCGGGCUACCGGCUUGGGCAGUGUUAGCGGCGUUCAUACUCCCUAUGAUCUAUUUCAUUCCCGUGGGCAUCAUCAAAGCCCUCACCAAUAUCAGCAGCAAUCAGUUAAACUUGAUGACGGAGUUUAUCGGUGGCUAUGCAUUCCUUGGACGGCCCUUGGCCAAUAUGGUGUUCAAAUUCUAUGGCUAUGUUGCCAUUCAGCAAGGACUAGAAUUUGUUGCUGAUAUGAAGUUGGCGCAUUACCUGCAUAUUGCUCCGCGGACUCUGUUCGCUGCCCAAGGUCUAGCCACACUAGUCGGUGCCAUUGUUCAGUGCGGAGUCACAGUCUUCAUGAUCACCCGGAUCGGCGGGGUCUGUACCUCCGAUGCCGAGGGCAAUUUCACUUGUCCACAUGGACGAGUUACUUACUCCUCGUCUCUUAUAUGGGGCGCUAUUGGCCCCGGUCGUCUCUUCUCCCCGGGUCAGAUGUAUGGCAACUUGUUAUGGUUCUUCCUCGUGGGACCGGUGCUUGUAGUUAUCACCUAUCUACUCGGUCGCCGGUGGAAAGCUGUCAACUACCUGUCAUGGCCGGUGGCUUUCGGUGCAAUGAGUCUCGUUCCUCCCGCUACAGGUGUGAGCUUUUCUUCGUGGUGGGUGAUCAACGCCAUGUUCAAUGGCCUGAUACGCCGCCGGAAGCCUGCAUGGUGGUCCAAGUACAACUAUGUACUAUCCGCUGCACUUGACUGUGGUGUUGCCGUGUCCACUUUGAUCAUAUUCUUCUGUAUCAUUCUACCCGCUGGCUCCUUGAGCUGGUGGGGUAACACUGUAUAUACCAACACGGCCGAUGGGAAAGGCACGCCGUAUAAACGCCUUCCCGCCCGAGGCUAUUUCGGCCCCCCGCAAGGAACAUGGCAAUGA